Suricata suricatta (meerkat) is the source of this 1588-nucleotide messenger RNA. It is a transcript of the gene CD74, whose product is annotated as CD74 molecule. Gene Ontology annotation, molecular function: cytokine receptor activity; macrophage migration inhibitory factor binding; MHC class II protein binding. The record is from RefSeq and is a predicted model, not a curated record. The coding region runs from base 159 to 1001 and encodes 280 amino acids. Lineage: Eukaryota; Metazoa; Chordata; Mammalia; Carnivora; Herpestidae. Gene Ontology annotation, cellular component: cytoplasm; cell surface; membrane. Gene Ontology annotation, biological process: positive regulation of cytokine-mediated signaling pathway; protein trimerization; negative regulation of intrinsic apoptotic signaling pathway in response to DNA damage by p53 class mediator. The transcript is spliced from 9 exons.
UUUCACUUCCACUUUAACUAGUGGGCGGAGUGGACUCCUGUGGACAAAUCAGAUUCUUCUUCAGCCCCAACUUCAAGAGGUGAGCCACGGGUUCAGGGUCCCAGACACCCAGGAGGUAGCGGCGGCAGGAGGUGUGGGGAAGACUAGAGGCCAGAACCAUGGAAGACCAGCGCGACCUUAUCUCCAACCACGAGCAGCUGCCCAUGCUGGGCCAGCGCACCAGAGCCCCGGAGAGCAGCAAGUGCAGCCGAGGAGCCCUGUACACAGGCUUUUCUGUCCUGGUGGCUCUGCUCCUGGCUGGCCAGGCCACCACCGCCUACUUCCUGUACCAGCAGCAGGGCCGGCUGGACAAGCUGACGGUCACCGCGCAGAACCUGCAGCUGGAGAACAUGCGCAUGAAGCUCCCCAAGGCUUCCAAGCCCUUGAACAAGAUGCGGGUAGCCACCCCCAUGCUGAUGCAGGCGAUGCCCCUGCAAGGCCUGCUCCAGGGGCCCAUACAGAACGCCACCAAGUACGGCAACAUGACACAGGACCACGUGAUGCACAUGCUCCUGGAGGCUGACCCUCUGAAGGUGUACCCACAACUGAAGGGGAGCUUCCCAGAGAACCUGAAACACCUUAAGAACACCAUGGGGCCCCUGGAUUGGAAGGUCUUUGAGAACUGGAUGUACCAGUGGCUCUUGUUUGAAAUGAGCAAGGACCCGCUGGAGAAGCACCCCACGGACAUGCCGCUAAAAGUACUGACCAAGUGCCAGGAGGAGGUCAGCCGCGUUCCCGCCAUCCACCCUGGCAUGUUCAGGCCCCAGUGCGACGAGAACGGCAACUAUAAGCCGCUCCAGUGCUAUGGGAGCACCGGCUACUGCUGGUGCGUCUUCCCCAACGGCACCGAGGUCCCCCACACCAGGAGCCACGGGCACCGUAACUGCAGUGAGCCACUGGACUCUGAAGACCUGUCAUCUGGGCUGGGCAUGACCAAGCAGGACCUGGGCCGAGCCAUAUGAACAGCAGACGCAGAUGCCAGCACACAGCCAGCCCUGCGUAGCCACUGCUUCCUUGCUCCCUGCUCUCCUCCAACCCUAGCCCCUCUCCUCCCUCUCACCCUGCUCCCUUGCUCCCACUCUGUGCCUCCUUCCAUGACACCCUGGCACCUGGUUCGCCACCACCCUUGGACACACAUCACGUCGGAGCAGCACAGAUUUAAUGACGUGGGCCCUGCUGCCCAGCCCCCCAUCCCUCCGCAGGGAUGCGCGGCCCAAGGAGGUGGACCGAGAGCGAGGCUGACCCCCAUCUCAGCCUCCAACAUGGAGCCCCACGACCCAGGCCCAUGACCAAGUGGAAAGGUGCAGGGAGAGGGCACGAUGCUCCCCCACACCCAACACAGUUGCUGUCUCUCUUUCGGCCUUGGCUUUGUAGCCUGUUUGGGGGGGAUGAGUCACUCUUCCCCUCUAGCAACACGCACCCAGGAAGAACCAGCCUCUCUAUGACCCCACCGCACUUUCUGCACCCCCACCCAUUCCCUCUGCGCAGCCAAGCUUGUCACCAGCCCCCAGGGCCACAGCUCUGAGAAUAAAAUGUAGUAGGUAGAACA